CGAUGACGUCGCUGGCGCUCCUGCUGGCCGCGCUGGCCGUGGUGCGGGCCGACCCAGCCCCCGCGCCCGCACCCGCGCCAGCUCCCGCGCCCAAACCCGCGGCGCAGCUGGAGUUCGACCCCAACUUCGUGGACCUGGGCAACCUGCCCGGCAGACAGACGACGGCCCGCCCUCCCGGGGAUGGCUUCCAAAACAGACAGUUCGACGUGGGCGGCCGUUCCCAGUUCGACGGCCAGAGGCCGAUCGACGGCCUGGGCCAGAGACCGAUUGACGGCCUCAGCCAGAGGCCAUUCGACGGCGUCAGCCAGCGGCCCUUCGACGCUGGCCUCAACCGGCAGUACGACGCACGCCAGCAGCCGUUCGGCGAUAUCAACCAGCAGCCCUUCGACGCGGCAGGACGGUCCAACGGCGGCCGGCCGCCGUACGACAUUGCGAGCGGCGGCCGCUACCCACCUCUCAACGGCGACGCCAACUUCCGCGGCGCGGGCGGCCGGAGCUACGACGGGCCGCGGGUGCCGCAGACCCUGUUCGGCGACGUUGGCCAGGACCAGAUCAACGGGCCGUCGCCGUCGCUGCCGGGCGCCCCUCGGCCGGCGUCGUCCUACCCGGGCGACCGCGAUCGCGACCGCUACAACGGCCCCGGCCUCAACGGCGACGCGCCGCUGCUGCGGCCCCUCGGCCUCGACGGCGGCCCCGGCGGCUUUGGCUCCACCGGCCCCGACGGCGCGCCCCUGCGGCCCCUGCCGCCGCCCAACUUCAUCCCGGAGGGCGAGCUCCGCGAGCUGCUCGGCCGCGUCGACUCGCUCACGUCGCAGCAGUGCACGCACACCGUGGCCGCGCAGUGGGCCUUCGAGACCAACGUCAACGGCGUGACCCAGGUGUCCGCGCUGGAGGCUCAGCUCCAGAACUCGGAGCUGCAGCGCGCCGUGCGCGAAACCCUCAACCAGGUGGACCUCAACCUCGUCGAGAACCCGGACCUGGCCCGCCAGAUUCGCCUCCUGUCCGUCAUCGGGCCGGCGGCCCUCCCGCCAGACCAGCUGGACAGAUACAACGGGCUCAUCAACUCCAUGCUGGCCGUGUACAACAGCGCGACCAUCUGCGCUCACCGGGAGCCGCUCCGCUGCGGGCUGCGCCUCGACCCCGACCUGACCCUCAUCAUGGCACGCUCCCGCGACUGGGACGAGCUGCAGUACGUGUGGCUGGAGUGGCGUCGGCGCUCGGGCUUCAAGAUCCGCGACCUCUUCGACCAGCUCGUGGACCUGAGCAACGUGGCCGCCAAGCACAACAACCUGACGUCGUUCGCCGACUACUGGAUGUUCCCGUACGAGACGCCCGACUUCCGCCUGCAGCUGGAGACGGCCUGGGAGGAGGUGCGACCCCUGUACGAGCAGCUGCACGCCUACGUCCGCAGGAAGCUGAGGGACUUCUACGGCCCGGACAAGAUCUCGCGCCAGGCGCCGCUGCCGGCGCACAUCCUCGGUAACAUGUGGGCGCAGUCGUGGAGCAACAUCCUGGACAUCACCAUCCCUUACCCGGGCAAGAACUUCCUCGACGUGGGGCCGCAGAUGGCUGCGCAGGGCUACACCCCGGCCGCCAUGUUCCGCCUGGCCGAGGAGUUCUACACGUCCAUGAACAUGUCCGCCAUGCCGGCCGAGUUCUGGAGCCACUCGGUCCUGGAGGAGCCCCCGGCGAGGGUCGUCGUCUGCCAGCCGUCGGCCUGGGACUUCUGCAACAGGAAGGACUUCAGGAUCAAGAUGUGCACGCACGUCAACAUGAACGACCUCGUGACGGCCCACCACGAGAUGGCCCACAUCCAGUACUUCAUGGAGUACAAGAACCUGCCGAAGAUCUACCGCGAUGGAGCGAACCCAGGGCUGCACGAGGCCGUGGGCGAGGCCAUCUCCCUGUCGGUGGCCACCCCGCGCCACCUGCAGGCGCUGGGGCUGGUGCAGACGGCCGUGGACGACCUGCCCCACAACAUCAACUUCCUGUUCGCCCUCGCCCUGGACAAGCUGCCCUUCCUGCCCUUCAGCCUGGCCCUGGACAAGUGGCGCUGGGACGUGUUCCAGAAGCGCAAGACCAAGGACCAGUACAACUGCCACUACUGGUUCCUGAGAGAGCGGUAUUCUGGCAUCAAGCCCCCGUUCCUGCGGUCCGAGUUCGACUUCGACCCUGGCGCGAAAUUCCACGUCCCGGCCAACAUACCCUACAUCAAGUACUUCGUGGCGACCAUCCUGCAGUUCCAGAUCCACAAGGCCAUGUGCCGCGCCGCCGGCCAGUACGACCCGGACAACGACGAGCUGCAGCUGCACAAGUGCGACAUCUACCGCUCCAAGGAGGCCGGCAAGAUCCUCAAGAGGCUGAUGGAGCAAGGGUCCAGCGCGACCUGGGGCGAGGCCCUGUACGCCGCCACCGGUGAGAGCCGCCUCAACGGGUCCGCGCUGCGCGAGUACUUCCGCCCGCUCGAGGAGUGGCUGCAGAACGAGAACCUUAGGACGGCCGAGUUUGCGGGGUGGACCUACGACGGCGACUACUGCAAGCGCAGCAUCGAGACGGCGGGGCUGGAGGUGUACGGCGGCUUCUACAACGCGGCCCCCGGCGCGCUCCAGGCUGGCGCCGCGCACGGGCUCCUGCUCCUCGUCACCGUCUCGCUGGCCCUCUCGCACCUCAGGCUGCCGCGGUGAGGGUGCCUCUCGCCCUCCCUCCCCGUCCGUCCCGCGCGGACGGGGUUGUACCUUCUGUGCCAACAUUAUUUUGUAAUAUGAUGUCGAGUGCGCGAGUCACACUCGUUAUCGCUGCUCCCUCUGUCGUCUUCGAGGAAACACAUCCGGGUGGAGCACCCGCCAACGACUUUUUUUUCGGAUCCCGUCCCUAGGGAUGUGUUCGUUAAAUACACAUGCUCACAGUAUCGGAGAUAACAAAUGUCACACCUAAUUUAAAUGCUGCCUGCCGGUAAAAAGACAAAAUGCAAGGAGCAGUCCAUAGACAUAGGCUAAUCAUGAUCAAGAGAAUUUGCUGCUCCAUGGAUAAGCAAAUUUCUCUGUACAAACCACUUGUUCAGAGUUGAAGAUGCCUUAGUGAUUAGACUGAAUACUAGUUUGUGUGGAGUGUGUGAUGAACAUACAGGACAUGAAGUAUGGAAAAGAUUCUCUUUACACUCAGGAAUCUUGUCAUACAUAGAUCUUGUAAUUUUAAUUUAUGUAUAUAGUUCGUGUCAGUGAUAACCAACCAAUUUGUACCUAAGUCAGUAAUAAAUAAAAAUUUAGACCUUAAUUAA
This is a messenger RNA of Frankliniella occidentalis (western flower thrips), 3277 nucleotides long. Its product is annotated as angiotensin-converting enzyme-like. The record is from RefSeq and is a predicted model, not a curated record. The transcript is spliced from 13 exons. Gene Ontology annotation, cellular component: plasma membrane. Lineage: Eukaryota; Metazoa; Arthropoda; Insecta; Thysanoptera; Thripidae. Bases 3 to 2684 code for a protein of 893 amino acids. Gene Ontology annotation, biological process: proteolysis. Gene Ontology annotation, molecular function: metallopeptidase activity; peptidyl-dipeptidase activity.